Cyprinus carpio (common carp) is the source of this 1207-nucleotide messenger RNA. RefSeq names its product pyruvate dehydrogenase kinase, isozyme 3b (gene pdk3b). Gene Ontology annotation, biological process: regulation of glucose metabolic process; protein phosphorylation. The record is from RefSeq and is a predicted model, not a curated record. NCBI's taxonomy places the organism in Eukaryota, Metazoa, Chordata, Actinopteri, Cypriniformes, Cyprinidae. The transcript is spliced from 11 exons. Bases 30 to 1100 code for a protein of 356 amino acids. Gene Ontology annotation, molecular function: pyruvate dehydrogenase (acetyl-transferring) kinase activity. Gene Ontology annotation, cellular component: mitochondrion.
UAUGGUCGUUGAUAGACUGUUUUCUAAUCAUGAAACUGUUUAACUACUUACUGAAAGAUGUCACGCACAAAAUCGAAUAUUAUUCAAGGUUCUCGCCCUCACCGAUGUCAAUCAAGCAAUUUCUGGAUUUUGGCAGGGAAAAUGCAUGUGAAAAAACCUCCUACAUGUUUCUGCAGAAAGAACUGGAAGUGAGGUUGGCCAAUACGAUGAGGGAAGUCACCUUGUUGCCAGCCAGUCUUCAGAGCCAGCCAUCCAUCAAGCUGGUCGAGAUGUUGAUUAUGAGGAAAACUGGUCCCCUGACUGAGACUGGUUUCUCUCAAGAACUCAUUAAUGUGGGCUUCAGCUUCCUAGAGAUCCUGAUUAAGAUUCGGAGCAGGCACAAUGACGUGGUGCCCACUAUGGCCCAGGGUGUCAUCGAAUACAAAGAGAAGUUUGGUUUUGACCCCUUCAUCAGCAGCAAUGUACAGUACUUUCUUGACCUCUUCUACACCAACCGCAUUUCUUUCCGUAUGCUCAUCAACCAGCACAAAAACAUAGGAAGUAUGGAGCAUGGAUCCAAUGUGACUGAGGUGGUGAGAGAUGCAUAUGAGACAGCAAAGAUGCUGUGUGAGCAGUACUACAUGACAGCACCUGAACUGAACUCCAAAGCUCCAAAGAAGCCUAUACAGGUGGUCUAUGUGCCCUCCCACAUGCUGUUUGAGCUCUUCGAGAAUUCCAUGCAGGCAACAGUGGAGCUCUAUGAAAACAGCAGUGAGAGGCUUCCUCCAGUGAAAGCAAUGGUUACUCUGGGAAAAGAGGAUCUCUCAGCAAAGAUUAGUGACAAAGGUGAAGGUGUCCCCUUAAAAAGACUGAUCAUCUUUUCAUCGAUAUUUUUUUCAAUUCUGUAUUUGUAUGUGGUUUCAUGCAACCUGUUUAUAUUGUCUCUGCAGGCUGGUUUUGGCUAUUUACUGCCAAUCUCUAGACUCUAUGAACACUACUUUCAGGGAGACUUGAGCCUGUACUCGAUUGAAGGGUUUGGGACAGAUGCAGUAAUUCAUCUUAAGGCUCUUUCUAGUGAGUCUUUUGAGCGUCUUCCAGUCUUCAGUAAGUCAGCGUGGUGACAUUAUCAGACAGGUCCUGAGGAUGAUGACUGGAGUAACCCGAGCAGUGACCCACGAGAUGCAUCCAUGUAUAAAGCCAAAAGAUGACUUUAUUGUAUCUGCUACUG